Molecule: messenger RNA, 1413 nt
Organism: Scedosporium apiospermum
Lineage: Eukaryota; Fungi; Ascomycota; Sordariomycetes; Microascales; Microascaceae
Exons: 2
Coding region: 1-1413 (470 amino acids)
Source: RefSeq, a predicted model, not a curated record
AUGUCGCAGGAACACAGUACCCCGUCAUCGCCGCCCCAAUACCAGGUUCUGCCUGCUGAAUAUGCGGAUGAAGUAGAGGACGACGAUGUGGUAAUGGCACAAACAACGACAUAUCCUCCACCUUCAUCUCCCCAGCCCCGACACCAAACUAGAAGCCCUAUACCGCCUUUCCGUCCUCUAUCACCGCCGCCAGGAUCCUACAUCCCUCCGGACCUUUACUUAGACUCUUCAGAGAUCCCACAAAUGGGCGAUUCUACCGCGCAGCCAGGGUCCUCCGAGGCUGCUCGACCCCGGAACCAUUUUUCUCGCCAAAUCCGUCGCUAUCCUCAGCCUCCACCGCCGCAGAAGAUAGUUCCCGCACUCGAGACCCCGCCAAGCACCCGACCAGAUGGGGCACUGGAUAUUCGAGACUUUCGUGGUAAUCCAUUCCUCUCCGACCUGCCGCUAGACGAUUCCCCGCCGCCUUUGAAGUAUGAGGAUUUCGUUGCGCCGCUCCUCCGCAAGUUCCCUCAGCAUGACCAAAGAAUUAAUUUUCGGAAGCGUCUCGGUGAGGGUCUCGAAGGGGUCGUCUAUAGGGUCUGGUUCGGCCCCGGCCCGCCACAUUUCGCGCUUAAGAUCUUUUGGAAUAGUCGAUCGAGCUUAGCUCAGAGCAAACACAACACCAACCGACACUGGCCACUCGUCAACGAAUGCCAGACAGUAGCCAGGAUUGAAAAGAUACGAUGGCAACUAGAUCACGCCGAAGAGCCGAUCAUGGUGAAGCGCAAAAUCAUGAACGGCGAUGACAUGCGGCAUAACAUGCGGUGCUUUAGCGAGGGGGGUCGGACGCACCCAAAAUGUGCCUUCGAGGACGCUGUGCCAAUGCCGCCUGCUGACACCAUUGUCCGUUGCCAUGGCUGGUUGACAAUCCCCCGUGAUUCGCUUCCGCCCGAUUUCCAUCAUGCCCGCAGCAUUGCCAAUCCACCGUAUUACGAGGAAACGUCGCACUACUUCGCCUUGGUCUACGAUUACGUUCAACGAAGCCCCCGGGAUCUUGAGUUCUACGUCAUGCAAGAAAAUAUCGAUUUCUUCUACUACGCGGGCUUCACCUACUGGUAUCGGAAGCCGAACAAUUGGCGAGGCGAGAGGUUGGUAGAUUUCGGGGACCUGGCAUCACCGUUCCGGUCCCGCCCAGAUUGGCACGGUCCACCCACCCAUUCAACAUCGCUGAACUUCUUUGGGCGGUUACGGGAGGUCCGAGGCCUUGACACUGGUAGGAAAAAAGCAGGUGAGGAAGCCAAGGAGAAGGUGGACGAAGAAGCGAAGGGAAAGGGGGCGGAGGAAAAGGGGGCGGAGGAAAAAGAUCGUGGGGAGAAGGAUUACGGUGAUGGAGAAGACAAUGACGAUAGUGUUCAGAAUGGCAAUAGGGAAUAG